Alternaria rosae is the source of this 1458-nucleotide messenger RNA. RefSeq lists its product as uncharacterized. The transcript is spliced from 2 exons. Lineage: Eukaryota; Fungi; Ascomycota; Dothideomycetes; Pleosporales; Pleosporaceae. The record is from RefSeq and is a predicted model, not a curated record. Gene Ontology annotation, molecular function: 5-methyltetrahydropteroyltriglutamate-homocysteine S-methyltransferase activity; zinc ion binding. The coding region runs from base 102 to 1238 and encodes 378 amino acids.
CGUCAUCUUACUGCUAAGCCUCUAGUCAAACUACAGCAUCAUUGUGUCUGACGGACAAAGUAUCGCAUAGCAAAAACCACAACAUCUCAUAACUAGACACGAUGCCUCUUCCCACUGGUGUAUAUCGGGCCGACCACGUCGGCUCCUUCCUUCGGCCCAAAGCCGUCCUCGAAGCGCGUACAAAGGCAGCCAACGGUGAGAUCACCGCCGACGAGCUCCGUAAUGUCGAAGACGAACACAUCAAAUACGUUGCAAAGAAGCAAAUAGAGAGCGGUCUCCGAUCCAUAACCGACGGCGAGUUCCGCCGCGCAUACUUCCACCUCGACUUCCUCAAGCACGUCGAAGGUAUUGAGGAGAAAGGUCAAGUGGGAAACAUCAGGCACAAGGAUGGCUUUUCGCCACCAACGCUGGUCGUAAAGGGAAAGCUGGCCCACCCCGAGGCCAUCCAGGUAAAGGACUUUCAGUUCCUUGAGCAAGCGAUCAAAGAGAAUGGCGGCAAGGCGAGCACAAAAGUCGCCAUUCCGUCGCCAACAAUGGUGCACUUCCGUGGUGGACGCGCCUCGAUUGACAUCUCCGCAUACCCCGACCUCGAUGUCUUCUUCGAGGACCUCGCGCGCGUAUAUCAGGAAGAACUAGACAGCCUGUACAAGGCCGGCUGCCGCUUCGUCCAACUCGACGACACUAACCUGGCCUACCUGUGCGACCCCGACAUGCGCAAAGCCGCCGAACAGGAACGCAACGAAGACCUCAGCACCCUCCCCCGCAAAUACGCCGAGCUCAUCAACAAGGCCAUCGAGAAGCGACCUGCAGACAUGAAGAUCGGCAUCCACCUCUGCCGCGGCAACUACCGCUCCAAGUGGUUCGCCUCUGGCGGCUACGAGCCCGUUUCGGAAGUCCUCUUCAAGGAACUGAACGUCGAUGCCUACUUCCUCGAGUAUGACGAUGCGCGCUCUGGCGACUUUUCUCCGCUGCGCCAUCUGCCUGAGCACAAAGUCGUUGUGCUCGGUGUCAUGAGCAGUAAGAAGAACACUCUGGAUGACAAGGAGGAGAUCAUCAAGAGGCUACAUGAGGCGGCCAAGGUUGCCCCCAAGGGUCUUGACCAGCUUUGCGUGAGCCACCAGUGUGGAUUCAGCUCCACGGCUGAGGGCAACGAGUUGACGGAGGAGGAGCAGUGGGCCAAGGUCAAGCUGAGUGUAGAGAUUGCCAAGCAGGUCUGGGGCGACGACAUCAGCAAGUAAGAAGAAUCAUGUUUCGGUUGAAGGAAUUUGGAGGUGCUGGUACUGAGAUGAAAGCAUGAGUACGGUGUUGUGUAAAAGUGGUCUGAUCAGGUCUCAACGACUGAUCCAUGUAUGUAUUAUGAAGUAACGGUUCAACCCCAGUAAGAUUCAAUGUAUCAAUUACAACAACAUUCCCUCAUCAACACAUACUAGUGACACAAAAAGCAGUCAAAGCCGACGG